AUGAACAGUCUUCAAGAAAGAAUAAAUAUUGCAAAAAUCGAUUGGUGUCAAAUUAAUAUAUUAUAUUAUCAUCAGAAUCAACUCAAAACAACAAUCGGAACAGGUAAUAUUGGUUCAAAAAAAAUCAAUUACACACAAAAUACAAUCACAUGGAGUGGUAACAUAUAUCCAUAUUAUACCACAGAAAAAGAAUGUUCAUCUAAAUACCAUGAACAUGGAAUAUGCGAUAAAACAACAGGUACAUGCAAAUGUAAUUCAGAAUACACAGGUUUCGAUUGUUCAUCACCAAUUAAUAACAAUAACAAUAAUAAUCAAGCAGAAACAGAAACAGAAACCAAUAACAAUGGAACAGUUAUAAUUAAAAAUCAAGUUAUAGGAUAUUCAAUAUCGAUUCAAUUAUAG
Dictyostelium purpureum is the source of this 402-nucleotide messenger RNA. RefSeq lists its product as uncharacterized. Lineage: Eukaryota; Evosea; Eumycetozoa; Dictyosteliales; Dictyosteliaceae. The record is from RefSeq and is a predicted model, not a curated record. The transcript has 2 exons. Bases 1 to 402 code for a protein of 133 amino acids.